Messenger RNA from Fonsecaea monophora, 339 nucleotides. RefSeq lists its product as hypothetical. The transcript has a single exon. Lineage: Eukaryota; Fungi; Ascomycota; Eurotiomycetes; Chaetothyriales; Herpotrichiellaceae. The record is from RefSeq and is a predicted model, not a curated record. The coding region runs from base 1 to 339 and encodes 112 amino acids.
AUGCUAGGUGUCUCACCCGUCCCCAUUCUUACUGCGUCGUCGAUCGAGAGCAUCGUACCUACAGUCGAGCGCUACAUUCAAGAGCUGAACAAGAAGUACGAGAUCAAGAUACCGCCAAUGCCGAUGCCAACCACCCUGGUCGCUCAUGCCAGCACCUCGGCGCCGGCUCAGCCCCUCUCCGCACACGAUGCCAAUGUGUUGACUGACCUGUGCUCUUCCAUUCGAGGUUUGGAGGAAGCUACCAGGACAAACAACGGAAGGGAGCGAUUAGCCGAGUAUCUGGGACCGGUGGUCACAAAGACCCUUGUUGACUUCUGGGAGGAUGAAUGGAUCAUUUGA